Micropterus dolomieu (smallmouth bass) is the source of this 2221-nucleotide messenger RNA. RefSeq names its product solute carrier family 22 member 7-like. Gene Ontology annotation, molecular function: transmembrane transporter activity. NCBI's taxonomy places the organism in Eukaryota, Metazoa, Chordata, Actinopteri, Centrarchiformes, Centrarchidae. Bases 1 to 1608 code for a protein of 535 amino acids. The record is from RefSeq and is a predicted model, not a curated record. The transcript is spliced from 10 exons. Gene Ontology annotation, biological process: transmembrane transport. Gene Ontology annotation, cellular component: membrane.
AUGAAAUUUGAUAGCAUACUUUCAGAAAUUAAUGGAUUUGGAAAAUUCCAAAUCAAGCUAGUCUUGAUUCAAAUGCUCUCUCGAAUCAUUAUGCCAUGUCACUUCCUCCUGAAUAACUUCAUGGCAGCUGUUCCCUCUCACCACUGUAACGUCAAUGCUUCGUAUGAUGGAGGCAUCUUUGGGAAUUUAACUCUGGAACAGAAACUUGCUGUUGGCAUUCCAGCAGAGCAGGAUGGGACUCUGAGCUCCUGUCAGAUGUUUUCAAAGCCCCAGUAUCAACUUCUGUCAGGCUCAAACAGUAGCGAGGAUGCAUUUACUGUUCAGUGUCAGAAUGGAUGGGUGUAUGACAACAGCACAUUUAAAUCUACUUUGGCAACAGAGUGGGAUCUUGUAUGCAGCAAAAAACGAAUGAACAAAGUAACAGCCACCAUCUUCUUCAGUGGUGUUAUGUUUGGAGCCCCGUUAUUUGGGUUUCUCAGUGACAGGUUUGGCCGACGGCCGUUGCUGUUGGUGUCUUAUUUGUCAUCCAUGACGUUUGCAGUCCUGAGUGCAUUCUCCACCUCGUAUAUAAUGUUUGUCAUCAUGAGAUUUUUUACAGGGAUGUCACUCGCAGGAAUAAGUAUCAUUUCUGUUGUUCUAAAUGUUGAAUGGUUCAGCAUUGAACACAGGACCUUUUCGGGUGUAAUCAUAAGCCUGGAUUGGACACUUGGAAACUGCAUUCUGGCUGGAAUUGCAUACUAUGUCAAUGAAUGGAGGAUGCUCAUUCUGGUCGUGACCUCACCCCUGAUUCUGGCCGUAAUUGCUUGGAGGUGGCUUCCAGAGUCUGCAAGGUGGCUAUUGGCUAAGGGGAAGGCAGACGCUGCUCAUCAUUACAUAAUGAAAUGUGCCGAGAUGAACAACAGAACCAAUUGUAUGGCUACCGUCACACCACAGGCAUUACUGGAAUCUGCACAAGCUGAAAGUAGAGAUGACAAGUACACUUUCGUAAAUCUUUUCAAGACCCCAAAUAUUAGGAGGCUUUCUAUAUGCUCUGGUAUAGUAUGGUAUGGAGUUGCAUUUACAUAUUAUGGGAUAAGUCUGAAUAUCUCUGGGUUUGGAUUAAACCCAUACCUCACACAAUUAAUAUUUGCAUCCAUCGAAAUGCCAAUGAAGAUUGGUGUGUAUGUCUUCCUGGAGAAAGUUGGUAGAAGGCCUGGUGAGAUGGGAGCCCUGCUGAUAACUGGUUUCUGUCUCUUCAUCAACGUGUUUGUUCCAAAAGAUAAGUGGGUCUUUCGUACUGUUGUGGCAGUCCUUGGAAAAGCCCUGUCAGAAGCCUCAUUCACGAUCAUGUACCUCUUCACAACUGAACUCUAUCCUACAGUUGUACGACAAAAUGGUUUAGGUUACACCUCGUUUCUGGCAAGGCUGGGCGUGUCCAUAUCUCCGCUCAUCAUGCUGUUGGAGGACGUGUGGCACCUCCUCCCUGCGGUCACUUACUGUGCGGUGGCAGUUGGGUCUGGUUUAGUUGCGUCACUCCUGCCUGAAACAUUAAACACCCUAUUGCCAGAGUUCAUUGAGGAUAUUGAGAAACCAAGGAUACAAUCAACACGGAGGAAGGAGAUUCAAUAAAAAUAACACUUAUUGAUUAGCCUGUCUACAGUAUAUCUGUUAUUGACUAAGUUUUAAGAAUUGAAGAUGAGUUGAUUUUAACAUUUAAACAUGGUUAAAAUCCCAAUAAAUUACUGAACCAACAGAAGACAGGAGAAGAAACCCAAGAGAAGUAUAAAGCUGGGCAUACACUAUGAUUUGUUGCCAACGCAUUUUAGAGUCGGGUCGAAUUUAACGUUCGUGCAGUGCACAGAGGGGAGCGAGGGCUGAUCCAAUGUUGAAUAGUAAAAGUGCAUCGGUCCUCCAGAAAAAAAGGCACUAAUUGUUGGAAAUUGACUCGUGGCUCUGCUUCAACCAUGCAACACAACAGCCUGACAACAGCCAAACAGAAAUUCUGACACAUUACAAACUAAUCCAAAUGUCCAACGGCUGUUUGGGAGCCGUUGAUCGGUCCUCGCUCCCCCUGUAUAGCUACUGCACGGCAAAUGACACCCAACAAAGUAAAUUCGGUCUGACUCAAAUAUGAGUCGAGCGGCUCAAAAACUGGGUCACAAACAGGCUCGUCAUACAGAGUAUACUAUGCCAUUCAACAACAUUUGUAAAACUGUACAUUGUAUGUCCAUCUUAACCGUAU